This is a messenger RNA of Aedes aegypti (yellow fever mosquito), 8128 nucleotides long. Its product is annotated as insulin-like growth factor 2 mRNA-binding protein 1. NCBI's taxonomy places the organism in Eukaryota, Metazoa, Arthropoda, Insecta, Diptera, Culicidae. Gene Ontology annotation, molecular function: mRNA 3'-UTR binding. The record is from RefSeq and is a predicted model, not a curated record. Gene Ontology annotation, biological process: regulation of gene expression; nervous system development. Gene Ontology annotation, cellular component: cytosol; cytoplasm; nucleus.
UUUUCUAUCCCCAACCCCUAAGAGCGGUCGCGGGUCUGAACGGGAUCGAAUUCGAGGGAUCAAACCUGCUGGUGGAGCUGUUCGAUAACAAAGCUAACCGCCGAGGCGCCCGCAGCCGUCCACAGUACGCCGGCAUGCCAGGAGGCGGCGGCCCGGGACGUCAGACCGACUUCCCGCUGCGGUUGCUGGUGGCCAGCGAAAUGGUCGGCGCCAUCAUCGGUCGCCAGGGCAGCACGAUACGACAGAUCACCCAGAACAGUCGGGCCCGCGUCGACGUCCACCGGAAGGAUAAUGUGGGCUCCCUCGAGAAGGCCAUCACCAUCUACGGCAAUCCGGAAAAUUGUACCAGCGCAUGCAAGAGAAUACUGGAAGUUAUGCAGCAGGAGGCCAACAACACAAACAAAGGAGAAAUUUGCCUGAAGAUUCUCGCCCACAAUAACCUGAUCGGUCGCAUCAUCGGAAAGAGCGGGAACACAAUCAAGCGGAUAAUGCAGGACACCGACACAAAGAUCACUGUCAGUUCGAUAAACGACAUCAACAGCUUCAACCUGGAGCGCAUCAUCACCGUUAAGGGUUCGAUCGACAACAUGUCCCGGGGCGAAAGUCAGAUCAGCGCCAAACUGCGCCAGAGCUACGAAAACGACCUCCAGGCGCUGGCCCCGCAGAGCAUAAUGUUCCCUGGGUUGCACCCAAUGGCAAUGAUGUCUACGGCGGGCAACGGGAUGGGCUUCACCGGUCGUACCGGAAUGUACCCGGGAACCAGCUAUCCAAUGUACCAGCCGCCGACAGUGCCUGGCGCCCCGCCCGGAUCCAGCGACGUCCAGGAAACCACCUACCUGUAUAUUCCAAAUAAUGCCGUCGGUGCUAUCAUCGGAACCAAAGGAUCGCAUAUUCGUAAUAUUAUAAGAUUUUCCGGUGCUUCGGUAAAGAUCGCUCCGCUGGAGGCGGACAAACCCCUAGAGCAGCAAACCGAGCGUAAAGUUACCAUCGUCGGCACGCCGGAAGCUCAGUGGAAGGCCCAGUAUCUGAUCUUCGAGAAGAUGCGGGAGGAGGGCUUCGUCUCCGGCACGGACGAUGUGAGAUUAACGGUGGAAAUCCUGGUCCCGAGUGCACAGGUUGGACGUAUCAUUGGCAAGGGUGGCCAGAACGUACGGGAAUUGCAGCGAGUAACCGGCAUAAUCAAACUGCCCGAACACACUACCAACACGCCAGUGGACGAAGAAACCACGGUACACAUCAUCGGUCCAUUCUUCAGUGUUCAGUCCGCCCAACGACGCAUCCGAACGAUGAUGCUGGCAACGAACCCCCCACCGGCCACCAACCGGCAGAAAGCCCAGAAGGCCAAGGAGCAAUCGUCGACCUCGUCAACGCCCGCUGCCUCCGCACAGCCGCCGUCGUCUAGUACAAGCGUAUAAUCAAAAUCUGCAAUCGUCGCUGUCAUAGUCGCUGAUGGCCGUCAGCUGCAAUUAUCAGUGCUGCCAUCGUCGUCGCCACCACUACCACCAUCAACAACAACAACAACACUAACACAACAGCUUCUAUCGCACCAACAACAACAACUACUACUACCACUAUCAAUCGUUCCGCACGAGCAGCAAAAACAGCAGGUAUCCCUAUCAGUAACAGCAACGGCAAGGUCGGACAAAAAUCACAUCAAAUCCGAAUCUGGAAGGUAGGAAAUCCCUGCAACCAGCCGCGAUCGCGAAAACAAACCCAAAAAAAAAACAGUCUGCUAUGUUCCGGAUUAGAAUAUCAAAUUUUGGUUCCAGCACAGGAACGAAGCCCUCUCGGAUCCGAUCGGCGCCAAAACAAAACCAGAAAUUGUGUACACCAGAAUCAGUCUCUAUCGUGAAACAUCUCUCGAGCUAAGCAAAAAAAAGUUUAUUUUUCGUAUUUAGGCACAAAAACACUUCACUUUUGACAUUCCCAUCAAAGUUUAUUCGCCAGCAAAAGCAGCACCAUAAAAGGAAAUGCAUUUACAAAUUUUGCGCUUGUUUUUUUUUACCGGCACAAGAAAUAUCGGAAAUCUAAAAUGUUAACUUUUCAAAAUGGAUUCUGAGCGUCGCUCAUUUCGUGGCAACGUGUAUCAAAGUAGGCGACGUUUGGAAUCGCUCGUUGAUACUGAGUGAUUUACACGAAUGGAAGCAAACGACGAUUUUUAAAUAUUUUGACAAGAGCUUUUCUUAUCGACCCGGCACCGAAUAGUUGUGUGGGGAUCACAAAGACUUCGGAUGAAGAAGAGAAAACGUUAUUGAGAGAAAGUGCGCAAGAGAGAAUGUUGUUUUUAACUAGUGUUUAGGAAGAGAUCGAUUUAAUUAAGGAAUCAAGAGACAGACAGAGAGAGAGAAAGGUUAAGAUUGCGUUUGGCGCUCUUCUCCGCGAGGAGGAGCAGUGUUGCCAGUGUGAAGGGAGAAAGUGCCAAACAUUGAUGAAUCGCGUUAAAAGAAUUACAAAUUGAAACGAACCGUCGAUUGCCUUAGAUUUCGGUGCUGACACAGAGAACAACAAGAGAACUGAAAGCAGGAAGUUAAUUGUUAGAGGUAAAGUUAGACGGAAGCGCUUCGCUUCACCGCUUGCGAUCAAACGGCGACGACAUUUUCAUAUUCUAAGGUUCACAUCAAGAGAGAAAACCAAUACCUCAAAGAAAGUGCAUUAGGCUGCGUCUACGAGCUACGCGUGUCGCGUAAUCCAUGGACAGCGCCUUACCAUUCAUAAUAAGACACAAUCACACCGAUACAGAGAAAGUCAUCAACAAGCUCACCGGGAAUUGUAGUAGUGAAAACCUAGGUGGUGCACCAUUAUUCGUUAGGGUUUUAGAGCCGAUAGAAGUUGAGAAGCGCAACGAAAGUCGCUGACCACAAACCGGUCAGACGGCUCUAUUGUUUACGUUUUCCUACAGUGAACUAACAGCCAAACACACACAAGCAAAAACACUAACAAGCUUUACGUUUCAACUUUACUUACUCAAAGGUGCAUUAAUCAAUUUUUAUUAACUUGUUGUUGAACAUAAUUCUACUUGUUGAAAGCUAUAUUUUCCCAGUAACUAUUUUCCCGCACUCCCCAGACCUGCCUAUAAUCAAAGCAGUCCAGAUAUUUCGCAGAUGCGUUGCUGGUUAGGAAGCACACUCUGGCAGAAAAAACGUUCAAAUUCGAACGAUUAAAUGCCAUGGAUUUGUGCCCUAUCGCUCACGCUCAAGUGAAACGCGCUGGAUUCGCAACCUUACAACUGUUUAGCUUAACGUCACUUAACUGUUGUUUAUUAUUCUUGUUUUCUUAUUUUGUUUUAAAUAUUGAAUCUUGCUAUACAUACACUACCACCUCCGUGCAGAAUCAGCCGAAACAAUAGAACAAUCAAACUACACAUCCUAAGAUAGCUUAACAUAUGAACCGAAACAAUAGAUAAGACAGGUACCUCAACAUGCAAGCAACCAGAAUCAAAAUAGUUUAAAGUGUUGAAAUUAAUAAUUUUUUAAACAUACUUUUCCCACAAUAGUUAACUAGACGGAACCUCAGUGGCAGUGCUGCCAACCUAUCAAACAACCACAUCCACCUGAAACUUAUGUGUUUUGAAGCCUAAAUAAUCGCAACUACAAAACUAGCUGCGCUAGCAGCAGUGUGCCCAGUUAGAAGACUUUACAUUUUUUGAACUUUUCGCACUCUUCACGCAAUCGCAGUCGAAUCAUAAGGCAAGCAAGUAGCGACCGGAAGAUGAGUAGUAGACGCAAAAUUUUCGCAAUUCUUUGGCAUAAUGGACACACCCGCAACUGAAAAUGUGGUUUUUCCAACAGAACGACUACUGGUGACAUAGAGAGGGUUUAUCAAAAUUUACCGGACGUAGUGGAGGACCGAACCUUAAUCCAAAUUCAGCGCGAUCAAAAAUAAUUCUCAAAAUUCAAAAACAAACCAAUCUUCUAGAAGCAACCUAGACACAUGUGACUGAUACAAAGCAGUAAUUCGUGCAAAAUCGCAACCUUUUGGGCGAUUUUCGAAUUUCUUAUCAGGGAUAAAUACGAACAUACAACACAUACAUAUAUGCAUUUCAAACAAAAAGACUCGAACAACCGAGGAACGCACGACGGACGGAACGGCGAAAACGAAAGAGUGAAAACCGCAACCAGACGUGAAGUUUUUACCUUUACAUUUAGGGACGUAAGAGAGAAUACUAUUGCUCGAAAAUCGAGCGGCUUAAGCGAAGAGAAAGGGAAGAAAAUAGAAUGAGGGAAUCGAAAUUCGGAGAAAAAGUGACUAAAAUCAAUUGUUAGAUUUUUUUAUUAUAUAUAUUAUAUUGAAAAUAUACUAUAUAUAUUUAAAAGGGAAAAGUAAAAAGAGAAAAAAGAGGAACAGAUAUUUAGCUAAAAAAUUUAAUAUUUAUUAAAUCCUAGAGGCUAUAAUAUCGUUGAAUAUUUGUAUAAAAACUCGAACGAACCUUCACGUGGACGCAAGCAAGAACGGAACGUUAAGAUGAGGGUCAACUUUGGUCAAAAUUUAAACUUACAAGAAUGAAAGCUUAGAAACGUACACAGCAACUGAUUAUUUUCCUAUUAUAUUUGUUUAUUUUCUUGGUAAUUUCUGUUGAGGUUUUGUUGUUUACUUUUCGUCAUUGGAACGAAAAGCAAAUCGUGAGGUUAAUGCGUUAUUUAGUUGUGCCAAGUACACCACCGUCGAACGAAGAGAACUUUUUGUUUGACUAAUGAGGAGAAAACUAUGAAAAAAGGGUUGUGAUAGAGCGAGAGUAAUAAAUCGAAAAGCGAUUGCUAAUAAAAGAAUGCCCAGAAUGCAAAAGCACUUUAAUUGAACCCUUGGGUGCCACAUUUUGGUUGUGAUUAAGGUCGAGGAGACAACGAAGCCCGACUUUCCAACAAUCAAUUUGGAACGUUUCUUAUCAAGCAUCAUAAGCCUAAUUGUGGUGACCUUUUUCCAAAGUGCCCAUUCGAGUUUCACAUUUCUUCACAGCACACCGUAAGGAUUUUCCCGUUUACAGUAACUACUUCAAUCAGCUGAUAGGUUUUUCUCGAUUAAGUUUGUUCACAGCCACAAAUGCAAAACGGAACUCUUCAUAUCAUGCCGGAUGCUACACGUUCCGGUCCAUUAUCCGUAGCAUAGCAUAGGAACGGGUGGAAAUUGAUACUCUCAAACACAAACACACCAGAAUUCUGGAAGAUACUUCUUCGAUAGAUUUCAUCACCGCUCAAAUGACAUAUUUAUUUACUUUUAUUUUGUUUAAAUGUCAAGUUUGUUUACGAAUUACGAAUGACAUCAACUUGAACACCCCAACAAAACACAGAAAACCUACGCUGAAGGUUUUGUUUUUACCGAAAGCAGAAGAAGAGCAAACAUUUUUUUCGCGGUACAAAUUGAAACAGUACAAACCGAAGGUAGAUAGAUGGCCAAUGAUAACUGUGCGGGCGGACGCAGUUUUUCUUGAUGCGCACCGCAACAGAGUUUUAAUGAUCAAUGAUUUUUACGCAACUGCAAUCUGACAACAUUCGGCAAAUGAUCCAAAUUUCUAUGAUUUGUUCGAUUCAACCUUUCAGCUGUCAUGUUGACAGUUAAGAGUCGAACAUAAUGAAUAAGUCUAGAUGCAUUUGUUGAAUGUUGCAUUGAAAUAAUUGGCAUCAACAGAAGAAAAGCAACUCAACCAACAAAUUUGGCAGCAACAACCAUCUGAUUGACAGACCAUGAAUGGAAAUAAACAACAAAACAUAGAUAUAGCCCACUAUUUUGGAAGAUCAACAACAACUACAAAAAUCUAACAAUGAUGAACGUGAAUGAUUAUUUCCCGAACGAAAAAUAACAACCAAAACAACGGCAAACCGAUUCGAAAACUGAAAAAAGUCACUUGGAGUCCCAUAAAAUGAUGUAAACUGAAAAAAUAUGAACUUUGGCAUUACAUAAAACUUCACAACGCUGGAGCAAAACCAUAAACAAAUGAGUAAACAGUAAACAAUUCACGGAACAAACAAAUUCGUAGCAGAAAAGUUUCGAACUUAAUUUGCACUAUCCACAUCUCUAGAUUUAAUUGUACAUGGCAAACGAAAUAUAGACAAAAUCAUCACUUGCUUUUGGCAUCGUAAAUGAUGGAAAUCAAAACAAUUGUAAGCACACUUUUCGCAUCUAUAUAAACAAAAUUGACUAAACAAAAAUUAAAUUUAAACAUAAACAAAACCACACACACAUAACCGAAGCAAAGGAGGCAAGGUGAUCGCGCAUCGUAUUUUAAACAAAACUAAACAUAACCAAUUUCGUUUUCCAAAACCUGUAGACGCUAAACAAAAAUAUAUUAGAUGGAUUGACACAUAGACAUAAGGCCAUUGAAACAUAAAUUCUUGACGCAAAAAAUACCGAUCGCAGUAGCAUUAAUUUUAGAUGAUCCUAAUCUCAAAAAAUACGACUCAAAAUUAUUGCAAGCAAGUUUAAUAUGUAAACCCCACAAAAAUAAUAAUAUAACCAAAAAAACAUAUAAUUGGUAGAUUGUAGGAAUAAUUUUUGGCAACACUGCAUGAAGCGGAAAUAAUCUGACAUUUCAUCACACCCGUUCACCAGAGAACCGACUGCUUUGAUCGGUUUCUUUCGGUGAUCGAACCGUAAAAAGGUCACCUUGUCGACUUGGGCGACGUCCGCGAACAGGAGAUCCGGUUUCCUCGCUUCUCAGAUAUAAAAAAAAUAUAUAUAUAGACAUACCUUAAAAGGAGUUUUAAAAAACAAAUUUGAAUCACCACUUCCUGAUACAGCGCCCGAAAGGAGCCCACAGAGAGACAAACAAAAAUGCGCAUAUUAUAUUCGAUUACAGACAUGAAGCAAGUAAACUAUCUACAGUAUAGAAAUCGUUUGGUGAAAUAGAUAAAAAAUGGAUUGAAACAUUCUUACCUCAUAUUGAUAUAUAGAACAAAAGCGCGAUAAAAUAUUUAGGAUUAAAACAUAUUGCAAAACCACGGAGAAAAUAAUAACCCCUUGUAGUUUGGAUCAAGAAAACGAAAUUUUAUGCACUCUCUGUCAAGCUAUAGAAACCUCUCUUAGAUGAGACGAACAUACACAUUUAUUCAUUCAUGUCACACAUAUUCGCAUACAUACAGACAGACAAGGAACCUAACGCAAGUUGAGCUGAGCUUUUAGGUUUUUUUAACUAAACUUUGAUAACUCUUCACCCAAGACACCGCACAGGAACGUUCUGACGUUUGUUUGUUUAUUUUUUGUUUGGUUUUUGAAGGAGAGGGAGAACGCUGAGAGGAAAUAAAUUCGGACCAAUUCUUUGAGCGCAAACAAUGCAAAACAAAAAUGAAAAAGUAAUAUUCGAAGAAAAAACCAUGGAUUUAGAUUUGAUUAAUGAUACUACUACUACUUCUACUACUACUACUAUUUAAUGCUACUACUUACUACUUCUACUACUACUAAAAACUACUACUAAAAAGAGAUGAAAAUCAUGAAUUCUACCAACUAUUUUUCGUUCUUUUAAAAAGAGUACAUUUCUUUACUAAUUUCGUUUAAUUUGAAAUAGAACUAUAAGGCUUUUUUGAAGUGGAGAAAAAACACUGUAUAAUGAAAUAAAACUAAAUUAUAACUACUAAAGGAAACAAUUGAAACUACUAAAGCUAAAGCAAAAAGGUAAAUUUUAAGUUUAGGUAACAAACGAAGGAAGUAAUCACAAAAUCUACAAAAGCACUCUCAUGCACACACAAACCAUGCAAACACCUCCCCGUUUGUUUGUUCACAAUCCAUACACCACGACCGAUACUUCUGUUUGACACACAGCAGCGCGCCCCAAUCGCUCCUUUGACGGCCUUGACGAAAAAGCAAGCAAACGCAGCAGCCCGCUGCCACACCACAUCGAGGAAACCUGUGAAGCCGCAGCCUACUUUGGGUGCGAGCUGUCAAAAAGCGAAACCGGUUAGACAUACACACACACACACAAACCUAAAAACACAUUUACAUACGAAUCCCCAAGGAAUGCGUUCAAAGAUGAUUCGCCAAUCCAAGAACGUACAUGCCUAAUUAUCCUCGUUUUAUUUAAGUAAUUUAACGUGAACCCUGGUUCCCAUUGCCCCCCAGAACCCUACCACAUCCAAAGCCUUCCGUUACGCAAAAGAAGCGAGAGCACACAGACAAAGAAUCGUACCGGCACCGCCACCAC